Messenger RNA from Dalotia coriaria, 2373 nucleotides. RefSeq names its product peroxisomal acyl-coenzyme A oxidase 3-like. Gene Ontology annotation, biological process: lipid homeostasis; fatty acid beta-oxidation using acyl-CoA oxidase. Gene Ontology annotation, molecular function: fatty acid binding; pristanoyl-CoA oxidase activity; FAD binding. The record is from RefSeq and is a predicted model, not a curated record. Gene Ontology annotation, cellular component: peroxisome. Lineage: Eukaryota; Metazoa; Arthropoda; Insecta; Coleoptera; Staphylinidae. The transcript is spliced from 6 exons. Bases 205 to 2259 code for a protein of 684 amino acids.
GUGUACGUAAGUACCGCGUAAACUUUGAAGAGAGAGUGCAAAGUGUCCGAGAGUCGGGAGCUGCGCAUGGUAGGAGCAUCACGAUCAUAAAUUUAGUUUCACUCUUGCUCAGUCAGUCAUCAGACACGAAACUGUGCAGAAAAGUGUAAUUAAAACAAAACCAGUGGUGAAAAACAACUAAAAAACAAUUAAAACUUAUACAAAAUGGAAGUACUUGAGGAUUUACCGCAUGGUCCAUUGGACAGGUACAGAAAUCGUGCUUCAUUCGACUGGAAAAAGAUGCGGCUGUUUUUAGAAAGUGAAGAUCUUGUCAGGUACAAAAAAAGUUUAGUUGAUGUUCUGCAAAGUGAUCCACUCUAUGACCCAAAUAAUUCCGACCGAUUGUCUUUCGAUGAACAUCGGAGGCGGUCAAUGCUCCGUAUGAAAGCAAUCGGUGACAGAAAAGAAUUCGCGAUUGAGAAUUUCAUCGCUAAUUUUACCAACCUCGCCGGGUACUUCGAGGUGCUCUUCUCUUGGGACCCUAGUGUUGGUGUCACCAGCGGACUGAAGAUGUCGCUGUUCUCUAAUGUGAUCAAAACACUAGGGACUGAACAACAUAUGCAUCUUGCUGAUGCUUCGGAUAAUAAUGAGUUGUUAGGUUGUUUUACGCUGACGGAAAUCGGGCAUGGGUCAAAUACAAAAAUGAUGCAGACUAAGGCAACGUAUGAUAAGGAUUCGCAGGGUUUUGUGAUUCAUUCGCCGAAUUUCGAAGCGGCGAAGUGUUGGAGUGGAUUGUUAGGUCAGAAUGCAACGCAUACGGUGUUGUAUGCGCAGUUGUACACGCCAGAUGGCGUUUGUCAUGGUUUACAUCAGUUUAUUAUACAGAUCAGGGAUACCACUACACAUUUACCGCUGCCAGGGGUUAUUAUUGCUGAUAUGGGUCCUAAAGGUGGUAUGAAUGGGAUUGAUAAUGGGGUUAUGAUGUUCAAUAACUAUCGUGUACCAAAAUCAGCACUUCUAAAUCGUAAUGUUGAUGUUUCACAAGAUGGCGUUUACAUGCCGAAGUUAAAAGACCCUAAAAAGAUGUUUGGAUCAUCCCUGCAUGCAUUAUCCGUGGGUAGGAUCAACAUAACCUGUAUCUGCUCCACGUUUCUGUCAAAAUGUAUCAGUAUUGCUGUUCGUUAUGCCGCUGUACGUAAACAAUUCGGUCCUGAGGGAUCCAACGAAGAAAUUCCCAUCUUAGAAUACCAACUACACCAAUAUAGGUUAAUCCCGUAUAUUGCCAACGCGUACGUAACCAAAGUCUUCUCCUACUUUAUCGUCGCAGAUAAUGUAGAAGCAACUGUCGAGAAGUACAUGAACAUGGAGAAACCGGAUGUCGCUGAGCGUGGAAUUGAAAUCCAUGCGAUUUCCUCAGCGUGUAAACCAUUCGCUGCGUGGUUAACACAGAAUGCUAUUCAGGAGUGUCGUGAAGCAUGUGGUGGACAUGGCUACCUCAAAGCUUCCGGUUUGACGGACAUGCGCGGGGAUAACGACGCGAACAUAACCUAUGAGGGAGAAAAUAAUGUGUUGAUUCAACAGACGAGUAAUUGGUUGCUGAAAUUCUGGCCCCAAGCGUUGAGGAAUGAACCAAUCACAGCGCCUUAUAAUUCCAUCAACUUUUUAAGUAAUGCAGUGCAAUUACUCAAAGAAAAAUGUGGUUUUAAUACAACUGAAGAGUUUAUCCAACCGGAAAAUGUGAUCAAAAUGUACCAAUGGCUGAUAAGUCACUUACUUAAAGUGAGUUAUGAAAGACAUCAACGUAAUAUGUCUCAAGGUCAAAGUUCAUUUGAUGCAAAGAAUAAUAAUCAAGUGUUUUUCGCUAAAGAUUUAAGCAUGGCGUAUAUACAGCACUUCUUUUUGUUGACUUUUAACAAGUUUAUUCAAAAUUGUGAAGACAAAAACAUGAAAUUGGUGUUGACACGUCUCGGGUCUCUCUUCGGGUUGUUCCAUCUGGAGAAACAAGUCGGCCAUCUUUACCAAGGCGGAUAUUUCCAAGGGGAUAAACCUAGGGUGCUUCUACAGGAAGCCAUUUUGAGUUUAUGUGGGGUUUUGAAGGAUGAUGCUGUUACUUUGGUGGAUGCUAUCGCUCCGGAUGACUUUUUGAUGAAUUCUGUGUUGGGGAAAUCCGAUGGACAGGUUUAUCAACAUUUACAGAGGUCUAUACUAACAGGAGAAGGUAGUUUGACAAGGGUAAAGUGGUGGGAUGAAGUUGUAUGCAAAAAGAAGGCGAAAUUAUAAAAUAUAAAGCCAGGGAGGUGAAAAAAACGACAAAAAACUAUUGUAACUUGUAAAAGACUUGAAAAAGGUUGUGGAUAUUUUAUAAAUGUUAAUCAAUAAAGAGUUUAUAUAUUA